Molecule: messenger RNA, 2207 nt
Organism: Phycodurus eques (leafy seadragon)
Lineage: Eukaryota; Metazoa; Chordata; Actinopteri; Syngnathiformes; Syngnathidae
Gene: rad23b
Product: RAD23 homolog B, nucleotide excision repair protein
Exons: 10
Coding region: 186-1313 (375 amino acids)
Biological process (GO): proteasome-mediated ubiquitin-dependent protein catabolic process; nucleotide-excision repair
Cellular component (GO): cytosol; nucleoplasm
Molecular function (GO): polyubiquitin modification-dependent protein binding; proteasome binding; damaged DNA binding
Source: RefSeq, a predicted model, not a curated record
UUGAAUUGAAGUCCGCUCUACGUAGAAAAGCGUAGAAGAAGAGUGCACAAAAGCGUAGAAGAAGAGUGGCACCAAAACGGUAUGGCGGCUGACAGUUUGUAAUGAGCCAGCGAAAGCAUCACAGACUCCCGCAAGUUUAAAAGAUCUCCCUUAUACCUUGUCUGUGGAUAAUAACCACCGCCAAAAUGCUGAUCACUUUGAAAACUUUACAACAGCAGACGUUCAAAAUCGACAUCGACGAGGAGGAGACGGUGACGACAUUAAAGAAGAGGAUUGAACAAGAGAAGGGCAAGGACAAUUUUCCUGUUGCUGGACAAAAACUAAUCUAUGCUGGUCAAAUCCUCAGCGAUGACUCCAUCCUCAAAGAAUACAAAAUUGAUGAGCUGAACUUUGUGGUCGUCAUGGUGACAAAGCCUAAAAAGGCCUCCGCUCCAUCUCAGCCGUCACCAGCUGCGUCGACGGCGAGCACGGCACCCCCUCCGACGGCGUCGUCCACUUCGCACAAUCAAACAACACGACUUCCAGCGGACGGCCAAGCAGAAGCGAGGCGACCUGCUGCUGCUGCGGCUGCUGACCAGGCUGCUCCCGCUAUGGGUGUCUGGGAGACUUUCGGGAACCUAAUGGACGAGGCAGGUUCAACUGUUGUGUCGGGCGCGUCGUACGAUGCCAUGGUGACAGAGAUGAUGCUGAUGGGCUAUGAGAGAGAGCAGGUUGUGGAGGCGCUAAGAGCCAGCUUCAACAACCCCGACCGAGCCGUGGAGUACCUGCUCUCGGGUAUCCCAGGCAGGGACCAGGUCCUGGCUAGAGGGUCUGACACCGCAUUGAGUGGAACUCCAGCCGGACCCACUGGGGAUAUAAAUGACCCAGAUAGCAUGGGUGCCUCACAGGAUACAGAUAAUCCGCUGAAUUUCUUAAGGAAUCAGCCUCAGUUCCACAUGAUGCGGCACCUGAUCCAGCAGAACGCCUCACUGCUUCCCGCUCUGCUGCAAGAGAUCGGUAGGGAAAACCCAGAGCUGCUGCAGGAGAUCAGCAACCACCAGGAACACUUCAUUCAGAUGCUAAACGAGCCUCUCCCCGAGUCGCCCGGGCCCAUGGCCGACGAUUCCGGGGGCUCAGGAGGGGUGCAGAGCAACUCGCAGAGCGGCAGCAACAUGAGCUACAUUCAGGUCACCCCGCAGGAGAAGGAAGCCAUCGAAAGGUUAAAAGCCUUAGGCUUCCCGGAGGGGCUGGUGAUACAAGCUUACUUCGCGUGCGAGAAGAAUGAGAACUUGGCUGCCAACUUCCUUUUACAGCAGAACUUUGAUGACGAUUGAGAGACGAUCUGACUUUUGCUUUUAAUUUUUGUUGUUGUUGAUUUCUUACAUUUGAUUGGCGCUAUUGAAUAUAAAUAUAUAAGCCAUUUACAUGCCUCUAACCCCCUAAAAAUGAAUUUAUUUACCACUGUGUUGAUUGAUUAGUAAUCUAAUCUUUCUGCAUUUUUUCCGAAUACAGUAAUGACACUUUUUUCCAUGUAAAGGAAGAUCAAUAUGGUUUGAAAUGGCUGUAUAAUUUACACAUAACCAUCUUAUUUUUUAUUUUUACAAACUCUUAACUUAAUAAUCAUGACACCAUUUUUUUGUCCCCCCCACCCCCCUCACACAUGCACACAAACCUUAUUCGCAUGUGAACCAGCUGGAGUUAUGUGCUUUAUACACAUAUUAAUUAAGUCAUUUAAUCUUAAAUAAAUACCAUGUGUUCUACUGUGUAUGACCUCCAGUUCAACUAUUUAACCUCUUCAUUACUAUUUUGGAUAAUUUUUGUAUUACUAUCUCCUUGACCUACCUGUUGAUAUGAUUCAACAUUUUCAAUGUGUUUCCAAUGCAUUAGUCUAGGUGUUAUGAUAGUCCCAUGAGUUGAUGAGUCUGCAGUGUUGUGCUUUACAAAGGGAGCGACAGAGGGCACCAGAGGCCACAACAACUGGUGAGUCACUAAAUGGGUCAACUUUGAUUUCUAAUGAGACUUUUAAUGCGUUUAAGAGUGUUGAAACUUUCCUUUUGAGGUGUGUUGACUAAAGCAUCAAAUCUCAAACGAGAGUCCGUCAUCACUAACUUGGUGGUUUGUGCUAUGAGAUCUGUUUGUAAGCUAAAACUGCUGUGAAUGAAAUAAUAAAAUUAAUUGACAUUUUGAUGAAAAAAAAUCGUCUUUAAAAUGGCAACAGUAUAUGUAAU